GUGAGUCUCAGUCUUUACCUCAUUGUCUUGUUCUCUUGAAGCUAGUGAUCUCGGUAUAGGGUCUUCUUUUUUAUGUUUACAGUCCUUAAGCUAAAAUUCGUAAUUUUGUGUAUAAGAAAUAAUUGGGGGGAAAAAGGGAGCUAAUCUAUUGAAAGACUUUGAGAAAAUAAAACAACAUUCAUGUUUUUGAGUAAAAUAAACAACAACCAAAGAACAUAAUUUUUAAAAAGUGAAAAAAACAACAACACAUAUACAACAUAAUUCCCUCAGUCCUUAAAUUUAAAGUUGCUAGCAGUGGCGUAGCAAUGGAUUUGGGGGCCGGGUAGCUUGGCCUCUUUAGGUACCCGUGCAUUUUGACAUGAGAUAAUGUACUUAAUAAAUAUAGAAGUCUGAUCUGUAUAACAGUGACAAUACUAUCACUAAUUUAAAUAACAACAUGAAGAGCAAGAUAACAUGGGCCACUUCUAAUAUGGAAUUUAAACAAAAAAAUUGAACACUCAUUUGGGGGACCCUCAAGAUGGGGCCUGGGGAAUUUUCAAAUUUUGGACUCCCCCCCCCCCAACUUAGCUACGCCACUUGAUGCUAUUUUGGAUGAAAAAAAUCACAUAAAUAGCAACAAUUAAGAAAUAAUUACUUAAAAAAACAAAACUUGGCUGGCAAAUAUAAAAAAAAUAAAUAAAUAAAAAAAACUAGCUAGAAAUCCAUCUAAUAAACCGUAAGAUCUGAAAGGUGGUACUUUACUUUUUUACUAUAGAUUAAUUAAACCAAGCUAAUGAAUAUAAAUAAAACCGAGAUAUCAAAAAUACAGUAGAACCGGCAAUUGAGACAAGAAAAAAAUUAAAACAUUAAAAUUUAGCAAUAAACUUAAAAAGAGAUUUUGAGACCGAAAAAAAAAAGAACGAGACAUAAAAAACAAAACAGAAAAAAAUCCAAACCAUGGAAUUGAAUUUUUAAAAACACUUACAAAAGUGCAACCCCAAAAAACGCAAAUUAAUCAGUUAAACCGGGGUUGUUCCGUCAACGCUACAAUCUAUGUCAGUCUAGGUUUUUUUUUUUUUGUUUUUUGUGUGUGUUUGUUUUCCUGAAGCUCUCAUUGUUGCUUUCACUCAAUUGGAUUCUGGGAAAAGUUUCGAGAGUUGGAUUUCAUGAAGCUUAACUGUGGACAUACACAAUUCUCCAAUUCUUCAGAGUUUUCUUGUUGUUGUUUUUUUUAUAUUCCCAAUACAAGAGUGAUGUUCUAGAAACGGAUAGCCGACCUUCGAGAGGCUGUUCCUGUUUCAUGUGAAGGUCAAAUUAACCUAUAUGGCGGAUCAGGUUCAAGGUCACUAUGUCAGGUGUGCUUACCAGACGGAAACCCGGAGAGAGUGGCGUCUCUGUCAGGUACACGCCCUGCGCUAAGUCGGAGCUCCAGGCGGACGGGGCCGACGAGCUCGCCCACAAUGAGAUAACCAUCGUCGAGGAGGACUCCAGGGAGGACCUUCAGGAGGACGAGGACGAGGAGGACGAGAGGACAGAGAGCGGUAGCGGCAGCACCGGGAGGCUCUUCCGCACCCACCGCGGGAUCGGCCUUGCCGAGCAGCAGAGGCGACUCGGAGGGAGCAGCAGCGUCGCAGGGGGCUCGGACAGCGGAGGCGGAGAUCGGGCGUGCGAUGAGGUGGGACACAUCUUCUACAACAACGAACACUGCAACGAGCCGGAUGACUUCUACGACGAGGAGAGGUCGAGAUUGAGAGACGGCCCUGAACGAGGGCUCGGAGGGACUUCCUCUGCCGCGCCCUUGUACCUCUCGCGUUCUCCGCAACAUCAGGCUGCGGUCACAGCGAACGGGCCCAGGACUUUACCACCUGGAUCUAUAUUUACUUCUCAAUCGACAUCCACAGAUCGAGUCAAGCUUAUUGGAGAACGUCUGAGUUCCAGUGAUAGAAUCAGCCUAUCAUCUCCCAUCUAUUCAAGCAAGGUGAUCGAGCAGAAAGCCAAGUCAACAUCCAAGCAGAGCCUUCUUGACCUCUUUAGCAGCAGGCUGGAUAGGGUCAAGGUCAACCGCAAGCGCUUCUCCCUAGCGCAGACGUCGCUUAUGAAGAAACCCCGACCGAGUGAUGGAAACAUCAUCGCUCACACCACGCGCACCCAGAGGCGUCAACGGCGGAAAGAGAUCAAACGUGAUUUCGGGAGGAAGAGCAUCAAAGGGGAUAAUCGGAUAGAAACACCAGCCUCCGUUAGCUCGGACAGAGACGGCUGCAACUGGACUUUUGUCUUCGACCCCUCGGGUCGACUUUGCUACUGGUGGUCAAGCGUGGUCAGCGUGGCCUUUCUGUACAAUUUUUGGGUCCUGAUCUACAGGUUUGCUUUCCAGGAGAUAAAUUCAAACAACAUAGCCAUCUGGUUCACUUUGGAUUACACCGCGGACCUGCUUUACAUCCUCGACAUCGCCUUCCACUUCCGGUCGGGCUACUUGGAGGACGGUGUCCUGCAGACGGACCCGACCAAAUUAAGGAUACACUACAUGAACACCACCAUGUUCUAUAUAGACUGCCUGUGUCUCCUUCCCAUCGACUUCCUCUAUCUCAGCAUCGGCUUCUGCUCCAUCCUCCGCUGCUUCCGCCUGGUCAAGGUCUACCGCUUCUGGUCGUUCCUCGACCGUACAGAGCGCCACACCAACUACCCCAACGUGAUACGGACGGCCACGCUCAUCCACUACCUCUUGGCGCUCUUCCACUGGAACGCCUGCCUGUAUUUCAUCCUGGUAUCCAAGAUGGACAAGCUCAGCUCCACGUGGGCGUUCCCUAAGGAUAAAGACACGCUCCUGCAGUACCUGCACGCCCUGUACUGGAGCGUGAGGACGUUGACCACGAUUGGAGAUCCGCCUACACCGAAAUCUCUCUUGGAGUAUCUGUUUGUGAUAUUCGAGCUUCUCUUUGCGUUGCUGCUUUUCGCCACGGUGCUGGGGCACAUCGCCAACAUUGUCACCAACGUGAGCGCUGCCAGAAAGGAAUUUCAGGCGCGCCUUGACGGAGUGAAGACUUACAUGGCUUUGCGUCGGGUGCCUCUCAAGCUUCAAGACCGCGUCAUCAAGUGGUUUGAUUACCUCUGGAUGUGCAAUAAGUCUGCGGAUGAAGAGAAGUCCUUGAGCCUUCUUCCAGACAAACUCAAGGCGGAGAUCGCUAUCCACGUCCAUCUUGACACACUGAAGAGGGUAGAGAUCUUCCAGGCCACUGAGGCAGGCUUCCUCUGCGAGCUAGUUCUCCGGCUCAGGCCGGUACUCUUUUCACCUGGAGAUUACAUUUGCAGAAAAGGUGAGGUGGGCAAGGAGAUGUACAUAGUGAAUCGAGGCCGGCUUCAUGUUGUAGCAGACAAUGGGAAAACUGUUUUGGCCACUCUCAAACCUGGCAGCUAUUUUGGCGAGAUCAGUAUUCUCAACAUGGGUACAGCGGGCAACCGUCGCACGGCAAGUGUCAAGUCUGUGGGCUAUUCCGACCUCUUCUGCCUAUCCAAGAAGGACUUGUGGGACGUUCUAAAGGAGUACCCAGCGGCAAGAGUGAAACUUGAGGCUAUAGCCGUGAAGAGACUGGAAAAAUACAAGAAAGCUCCAUUGGAGAAAGUGUCUAUGUCCAGAAGCAGAAGUACCCCCGGACUGGUGGAAAGUACGGGUAAAACUCCGCUGGACUCAAUGAUCAUGUACCGUCAUCAUACACUACCAGUCAGCCUCCUCCACAAGGAUGGCUCAUCAACAGCCGCUGCUGCCAACAGGGAUGACCACGCCCUAAAGACAUUAACCAACACUCAGAGUGAGGACAACCUCAUCUCCCGGUGUGUCACUGACCAGCCGCGAAGGUUGUCCUCUGACUCGCAGCACCCAGUGGGCAACCUGACCACUUCCAUGACCAUCUCCAGCAUGACUUCCUACUGUGGCACGCCCCCGCAGAAGUCGCCUGUCACCACGGAGGCGGCCAGGAACCCGUUCAGCGCCCCGUCUAGUCCUAAGGUAACGACAUAUCACAUCAGGGAUAACACCGCUGUGGUCAACUCUGCGCCGCUUGUCAACGGGCACGCCACGCUGGGGCAUCUGACACCCCACCAUGGACAGCCGCCCUCACUGGUGCCUGCAGCAGCUCAAUAUGCCUAUCACAACAUGUCAUUUAUCGGGACCGGGCAGCCUAUAAACUUUCUGUCCCCAUUCUGUGCACCUCAAAGCACCUUUCCAGCCUCACCGAACCCGUUUCCGGGAUCACCGGCAAGUUUUCAAAACUCCCCGGCGCCCAGUCUCAUUUUGCCUCAGCCUCCAUCGACGCCAUCCUCCCACGGAGGCCUCCUCUCCCUCGCCGCCACAGCAUCGCCCAUUCCAAGCUACCCUCACUCGCCCUCGCUCCUCCACCACUCCCCACACGGGAUGGUGCCGACGUCGUCUCAGCUCCAGCUGCAGACGCAGUUCUCGUCGGGCCUAAUACACUCCCCGCACUCUCCGCUUCCAGCGCGGGAGAGGGAGCCCAGCCCGUCAGACACGCUUCUCAAGGAGAUUACUCGUCUUCGAGAGCGACUGGCGCAGCUGGAGGGAGAAAACUCUGCCUUGACAGUCAAACUGAACCAGCAGCAGUGGGACGUAGAGUCAAGGCUGACGGAGCUAGAGAUGCACAUUUGCCAGAGCGAUAGCGUGGCCAGCACAGACUUUGAUGGCGAAAGCCUCAGGCAGGACUCCAAAUCUACGCCGCCCACUGUAAAUAGGGAAUCUAUAAUUUAAAACGUUUUAUAUAUAGAGAAAAACAAAUUAUGCCAACGCAAGACAGCUGAUAUUUAUUCAACUCAGAUUCCGAAACCAAAAGAAAAAAAUCGUAACUAUAUUUUUAUUCGGAACGAAAGAUUCUUUGCCCGGGAUGAAAAUGUGCUGCAAAAAGAGAAGGUGUCUGAGAUUGUUGAACAGGCACAGUAACGUCAGCACAUCUACGUGACCAGAGCUAAGUAGCCACACCGGAUAACCAUCCAAACAUCUGCCCCAGUGAGAGCAGAAGACCAUUACCAGAAGCUGGAUAUCAAUUAAAGUGCUACAACCUGAUGAAUAUUUUUUUUAACGAUUUUAUUCAAAUAUCGAUAAUUUUGAACUAAUCGUUAGUCGUUUGUUUUUUUCAAAGAAUCCUUUCUUAUGAAAGUUAAUUUUGUUGACCUUUGUUUUAUACUAUUCAGAACUGGAAUAUUUAUUUUAUUUUUUUGGUAUUUUGUUUUGUUUUCAAGCAUGUGUUCAUUAUGUUGACAACUCUCAACUUGGACUUCAAUUGUGAUAUUGCUGAAGAAUUGUUUCGCAAAUAAGAUGAUAGCAAUUUGACUUCAAAAUUAUCUACUCCUGAUUCUUGUACAUGUUUAAAGGAGAUGGUGAGAUUUGUGGAUGGAUAGCCCACUUCAAUUCUGUUUUAAGAAAUGUUUCUUUUUAAUUACUAUUUUUUACAAUUAGAAAGAAACGAAUGUAAGAGCUACCUUUUUUAAAAGUGUAAUCGUAUGUUUAGAAUUAUUGUAUUGAUCUGCAGAACCUGCAUCCAGUAUUCUGAAUAAGAACACAGAUUCAAAGAACUAAUAUUGGUGGAUAUUCAUUACAAUAUAGAUCGGCAGUUUCCCCUCAGAAGUAACAAUAACUUUUAUAUUCAGGAGGAUUUACUUCCCUUGUAGAUGUAUCCUAAAUUUAGACUUUAGUUUAUUUAUUUAUUUAUUUUUUAUGUAUUUAAAUGUACUUCUUUUUCUUUUCUUUUUUCUCUCUUAUUUUCUGAGACUCAGAAUUGACGAAGUCUUAUGUCUUUAUUGGAAAUAUUGCUAAAGAUGAUUUGAGUGUAUUUAUUUAUCUUUUAACAUCAAUACUCUCAAGGUGCUUUAAAACAAAGGUCAGGAAUAGAAUAUUUGAUUCACAUGUUGAUAACUAUGUUAGUGUCAGUCACUUUUAUUUGAAAGUCUAAUAGAUAAAGCCAUUUAGAUUGUAUGAGAUUGCAUACUUCUAGUGAUGUCUAGUGAGAGAUUCUUAUCAUAAGGUCGUGUAGUAUGACUGUCGUUGGAGUGGUCUCGAUGGUCCCGAGUUGAUAUCCAGUCAUCCUGCGAGAGGUUUGGGCCAGGAUAAAAUUAUCUUCAAAUUAAAAGAACAAUUGAAACGUUUAAAACUCUUCCCAAACUAAUUGGUCAAACAAACAAAACAGCGACAGGUCUUCCAUAAAGUAGAGACAGCUCUACUAUUAUUAAGGGACAUAUUUACCAUAGAGUAUGGACAAGUCAACCUUUUUAAAAAAACGAAAUAUAUAUAAAAAUAAAAUCUUUUAAUUUGCUAGUUUCUGAAUGUAACUUUUAUAGACCCAUUGAAUUUUGAAUUCGCUGCUACUUUGACUUUUCUAUUUUUCUCAGAAGUAUCUGUAAUAAGGAGGGACAGUUCUACAGACCACACCGCCCACGAGAUAAAAAUAUAUUCGAAUUUCGACGGGUCAGAAACUUUAACGGGUUUUUUUUUAUCUAUCUUUUUCGCAUUUUUGUCCUUUCUGUGCCAAACGCAGCAUAAAUACUAAA
Biomphalaria glabrata is the source of this 6528-nucleotide messenger RNA. Its product is annotated as cyclic nucleotide-gated cation channel beta-1-like. The transcript has 8 exons. The record is from RefSeq and is a predicted model, not a curated record. Gene Ontology annotation, cellular component: intracellular cyclic nucleotide activated cation channel complex; plasma membrane. NCBI's taxonomy places the organism in Eukaryota, Metazoa, Mollusca, Gastropoda, Planorbidae. Gene Ontology annotation, biological process: monoatomic cation transmembrane transport. Gene Ontology annotation, molecular function: cGMP binding; protein-containing complex binding; intracellularly cGMP-activated cation channel activity. Bases 1328 to 4735 code for a protein of 1135 amino acids.